This is a messenger RNA of Ylistrum balloti, 4663 nucleotides long. Its product is annotated as dual specificity protein phosphatase 19-like. NCBI's taxonomy places the organism in Eukaryota, Metazoa, Mollusca, Bivalvia, Pectinida, Pectinidae. The transcript is spliced from 3 exons. Gene Ontology annotation, biological process: regulation of MAP kinase activity; protein dephosphorylation. Gene Ontology annotation, cellular component: cytoplasm. Gene Ontology annotation, molecular function: JUN kinase phosphatase activity. The record is from RefSeq and is a predicted model, not a curated record. Bases 114 to 761 code for a protein of 215 amino acids.
AAGUUACCCGAGACGGUAAAUAAACAACUGGAGUGUUUAUCUCUGUACGAAUGCAUUGAAGGGGAAAUUUUGUAACACAGUCGUCAAAGCUUUGCAUUACCAACAACAUUGACAUGGCUAGUGGAGAGAAGAAAUCAUUCUGUAGCUCCCUGAAGGAUUCGUUGACUGGGUUUAAAAAGAGUAACCUGAAGAAGACUGACACAAAAGUCACCACGGCAGGUGGAGAGUCAUUCAUUGAAAGUCAUGAUACAGAUGGAAAGGUAGUGUCCAAGACAACGAUAGGACAAUCAUAUGGCUUUGUAGGAUGGGGUAUACCAGAUAUGCAAGUCGGAGAAAUCCUACCAGGACUACUUUUAAGUUCCCAGGAUGUGGCCUGUGACCAGGAAGUACUACACAACUACAAUGUGACACACAUUCUGAAUGUUGCAACAUUUGUAGAUGAACACUUCCCAAAAAGUUUCACUUAUAAAUCUAUUAAGAUUGACGAUCACCCUGAUUUUCCAAUUUCAAAGAAAUUUGACGAAGCUUUUAAGUUUAUAGACAAAGGCAGAGGGACAGACGAGGGUGUUGUACUUGUUCAUUGUAAUGCUGGAGUUUCUCGUGCUGCUACCAUAGUCAUAGCUUAUGUUAUGAGUAGGGAAGGCAUGACACUUCAGCAUGCCUACAGUCAUGUGAAGGAUAAACGCCCUGCCAUUAGGCCAAAUGAUGGAUUUCAAAGUCAGCUUAAAGCUUAUGCAGAAGAACUGAAAAAUCAGAAGUGAAGAAACCAACUUUGAGUAGUUUCUUCCAACAAACUGGUUUUUAUUGACAUUUGUUGUUUUUUGUUGAUAUUUACGCACUGUAGAUGAUUUAUCAUGUUAAAUUUAUUUUGUACAAUUUUGAUCGUAUCAUGUUGUUUGCAAAUUGUUAAUUUAAACAGUCAAUUGAUAAACUGUAAGGUUUAGUGAAAUAAUUUGGUAAGUGUUUGAUGAGGUUUGAACCAUCGACUUAAGAGUUUAGAUUGACUUAGUACUACUCUAAAAAAAGAUAUUUUUGUCGGGCUCAAUUUUUGUGGUUUUUCAAUGUAAAAAGAAAUGACAUGUGAAUUUGUAUAUCAAGAGUAGCUUUGAAUUGAACAAAGAUAAAACCCACAUAAAAUAAAUGAUUUCAUAGUAGUCUUGGCUAGAGAGAGACAGUGAAAUUGAACAUGGCCCAUACCAUCUACGACCUGUGUGCCAAUGAUCAAAAUUACAGUAUCAGGUAUAAAAUUCCAGAAAGAGCUGUCAUAUUAAACUUCAGAAAGCAUAAUUUUCAACGUUGACACUCAACAUUAGGUAUAUCCAAUUAUUCAAGUGUUUGAAUUACAGCUUGAGCACUAUAUGCAUGAUGUAGUAUAUCAUGGCUGUUUCAGCCAAUCUGUAAAGUAUGUGCUGACUCAUCUUAAAUGAGUAUGACAAUCAGAGGUCAAUGAUGAAAUCCAAUAACAAUCACAAAAAUGGCUAUCAGUUGUAUAUUUAAAAGCAAUUGUGAAAUUGUCAAACUGUAUAUAUAAGUAUGUAUACAUGAUUUCGGUUGAUUUGAUUUCAGAAAAGAACUGUUUUUUUUAACUUUCAGGCCAUUGGCCGAAUCACUGUCCAUAAAUCACUGCCCAUCUGUGGAUAAUGUCUAGCUCCUGACCUGUUACCUCCACUGUAGCCAGCUCAACUAUUUCUCUGCUGUCUUUGUCAUCUUUAAUUUAAGGCAAUGACUACUUUUCUGGUUCACAUGUACCAUAUUGUAAUUCUAAUUUCUUGUAUCCAUGCAAUUUAGUUUAAAACUCUUUUAAGUUAGAUAUUAUGUACUUUCAGCCCACAAAUGGAAUAUUUUUUCAAUUUUCAUUACAAUAGAUGUGGUACUGAAAUAUUCCACGUACAGUAUGUUUUCAGAUAAAAAAAUUUAGAAAAAUGCUUUAAAUUCAAUCAUGAUAUAAUUUCGGUAUACCAACACCAAAGAUGUUCAUUUACAAAUACCAUUUACAAGGACACGGUACAUAACCAUGAUCUAUAUGUAGGUAAGUGAUAAAUGUAAAGAUCCUCUCUCUAGUUUAGACUGGUGUGUGUUCAACUUUAUCCUAGUGUCAGUGUGCACAUGCUUGCUUAUAGACAGCAAGGGUUAUCAUUAAUUCGAGCCACUGUUUAAACAUGAUAUUGUUUUUAUCCCAUUUAAUUACACAAACAUAUGAUAAGGUAAAAUAUUUAACAAACGAUUUUUAUAUUCUGUUAAUCAAAUUGGUUUUUUUUUUCUAUUUGUCAAUAUGAAUUUAAUAUUACCUGUUAUGAUAUAUAUAUUGUUUAAAAUACCAAUUGUUUACAAAUGAUAGAAAUAUUAGGAAUGAAAUAUGUUUAUUGGAUAUUUUAUAAUAUGUAUAUUUUUCUGUGAAGUAUAUAGAAUGUUUACAUGGUAUUUAAUAGGAUUAAGCCAGUUUAUAAUUCCUAACAUUACUGAUUAUCACACAAAAGAUCUAACAGGUCGUUUUAGUGUGUAUAGAUGUUUUGUAAUUUCAAGUACAAAGUUUCUAGGCCUUUUUCGGGGGUUCUGCCAAAUAUAUGCCCAAUUCCCAAUUUGAUUUAUUUGAUAAUAUGGCCAAAUUACCAAAAUAUUUUAUCACACCUGUAAUACAAUUUGAACAAUAGAAAUAAAAAAAAGAAAGGAAAAAAGAUUUUAAAUUACCUGGUAGGACUGAAAUCUAAGAAUACGAAGAUAUUGUUAUAUUUUACAGUACAAAGCUAACAAUCCUUUAUUCUACCAGUAUUGUCACCAUUUUACUUGGAUUUUUCCUGUUUAUAAUGUUAAAAAAACAGCUGUAUGCUGUAGAAAUUUAUAAUGAUAUAUUGUAUGCUAGAUUUUCAUGGAAAUGAUAAGCUUGUAAAACUUCACACAAGUCUUUUAUUCCAUUGCUUAAUAUUGAUUUUCAGUAUUUUCACACCAUUUAUAAAUUGGUCUUUGUUUCUCUAUUGUCUCCUUUAUCAGGUAAACUAAAUGCUUAUCACUUAAACACAAGAAAUUAAGAGGUAACUUAGGAUUGUUAACAUUUUUUAAGGCUGUUUUAUAAUCUAGAUAUAUUUACUUAGUAUUAAUUACAAUUUUUGCCAUGAAAUUAAUCCUAAUAUUUUAGAAUAUUUUUGUUGUGUUGAAUUGUUUUAUAUUUUUAUGUAUAGAUACAAUAUUUAAGCCAUUAAGUGCUAUUUAUCUUUUCUUUACUUAACUAUCACGUAUCUUGGCCUGCUUAUAAGAUAACAGAUAGUUAUCAUUUUUCAGAUCUUUUAUGAACCUGUUGGCUGGGAAUGUUGUUUAGUGCAAUUUUUUUGUUUCAUUAUAAGCAUAUGUAACAGGUUAUUUUCUCAUCUUACAUAUUUUGCUGUAUAUUUCUUUUAAUUGUGAAUAAGAGGCCCAUAGGGCCUAUAUCGCUCACCUGGGUCUUAAAACCCAGCAUUGGUAUACAUGCUUGUAGGUUGGUUAUUUAAAUUAUUUUCAACUUAAAGUUGUCACUUGACCUCUUUGAUGAGGGAAGACCAUUGAGUAAAUUUGUGUAGCAUGACUGUCUUUCUCAUUUGAUGCCCAGUAAGAGUUUAUAUGGUUAUCGGGUUGGUAUCUCAAUAUGUCAAAAAUAUGACCCAGAAUUAAUGUCUGUGGAGGUGUGUCACACCUAAGAGUCGAUUCUCACAACAUGGAUGUGUUUAUCUCUUGAUACCAAGCAUAUAUAUAUAUAUAUAUGGUUAUGGGGUGAGGUUCUCAACUGCUUCAAAAUUAUCACCAAAAAACUGAAUCCCUAAGAGUGGGGCAAGGCUCUAGGGCCAAUUCUUAUAUCAUGAUCGUGUUUUACUCUUGAUCUCCAAAAUAUUGCUAUACAAUUGUUUAUAGUUAUGGGAUUGGGAUCUCAACAGCUUCAAAAUAUAACAAGGAAACCAAGUCCCUGAGGAUCGGGCCAGACCCCGGACCAGUUCUUACGUCGUGUUUCUGUUUAUUACCAGAUGCCCAUUAUUGCUGUAUAUGAUUAUAGGGUGGGAAUCUUAACUGUUUCUAGGAUAUAACAAGGAAACUAAGUCCCAAGGGAUAGGGCCAGACCCAAGGGCCAAUUCUUAUAUCACAAUUGUGUUUAUCUCUUUAGGCCCAACAAUGCUAUAUAUGGGAUGGGGAUCAAAGAUAUAACACAUUUCCACUAUUGAGCCCCUUCCCUCCUGCCCUGGGCCCUGCCCAUUAGGUCCAGGAAUACACCAUUGAUACAAAAUAUGUUUCUCUUAACCUAAGGAUGCUCCUGACAAAAUUUGGUCAAAAUCUGCCUUAGUCGUUCAGUGCAAGUUUGUAGAAAAAGUUGACAGAUGACAAACGAUGGACGGGCCCUGUGGUAUAUAUAGCUCACUUGGCCCUUCUAGCCAGGUGCUAUGUACUUCUGCAUGUCUUAUAUAAAUCAAUAUUAUAAUACAUUCAGAAAGCUUUUUACAUUUUUCCUAUUGUGGUUUUUGUUGCUCAAUGGUUUGUUUUGCCCACUAUCACCAGAGGAGGAGCAACCAUUUUGGAUUUUGACUAGGCAUGUUUGUCAUUGCUACUGCUUGAGAAGUACAUAAACGUUCUGUUUAUUGUCAUACCUUUGUCGUAAUAUUUUAAAACUUUUAUGCUAUAAUAAAGCAACAAUUCCAGUGAUAAA